Molecule: messenger RNA, 1157 nt
Organism: Rhinichthys klamathensis goyatoka
Lineage: Eukaryota; Metazoa; Chordata; Actinopteri; Cypriniformes; Leuciscidae
Gene: ntan1
Product: N-terminal asparagine amidase
Exons: 10
Coding region: 134-1048 (304 amino acids)
Biological process (GO): ubiquitin-dependent protein catabolic process
Cellular component (GO): nucleus
Molecular function (GO): protein-N-terminal asparagine amidohydrolase activity
Source: RefSeq, a predicted model, not a curated record
AGUCACAUGACCUGUGACGUGUGUGCACCGCGGAAGAGAGGUCCAGCGGUGAGAUGGAGGAGAAAUUCACAUGAGUUAUUAAUCAUCAAAGUUUAAUAAAAUAAUCAGAUGAUCAGAUGUAAUCAAUGUCAGGAUGCCGCUGUUGACUCAGAAUAAGCGAAUAGAGCGCGUGAACUCAACCGCAGAACUCUUCAGCAAAAACCCGCAUCUGAAGGAAAGUGCGCAGCAGUUUGUGUGCAGAAGCCCGGAGCCUGUGGACCCUGAGCAGCUCCUGUACGUCCAGCAGAGAGAGUUUGCGUCCACGACUCCAGCGGACAAUUCGGUCUCCAUCCUGGGCUCUGAUGAUGCCACAACAUGCCAUUUAGUCGUGCUCCGACACACAGGCAGCGGAGCGACUUGCCUUGCACACUGUGAUGGUUCCAGCACAUGGACUGAAGUUCCUCUUAUAGUCAAUGCCGUCACUUCUAAAAGCAACCCGGAUAAAGACGGCAGACUGGAGCUGCAUCUUGUGGGGGGUUUCGAUGACGACAAGAAGACCUCUCACUCGCUCAGCCUUAGUAUUCUAGCUGCCUUUCAGAAGCAGAAGGAAGACAUUCACCUGGAGACGUGCUGCAUCACAGACAUGAACGACGUGAUCCGAGACGGGGUUCAUCGGCCAGUGGUGUAUGGGAUAGGUGUGAACGUUAAAACCGGUCACAUGUUUCCAGCCUCGUUUGCGUGUCGAGGGCCGGCGGAGGAGCUCAGGUCCGCUCGCAGCUUCUCUGGAGGACCGAUGGUUGAUGUGUAUGACUCCAGCCGAGAGCUCGUGAGGAUCGGCCCGUGCCGAUGGACGCCGAACGAAGACAUGGGCUUCUGGCUUUCUCAAGAUGAUGAAACUAUCCUCCAGUUUUUGUCCACGUCUCCAUGUGCAGAACCUCCUCACUUCAUCCAGCACAUCAAAUCCACCAUCCGGUUCCUCCUGGAUCAUCCCAGCGCAGACGAGCUGUUCCCCGGCGGACAGGCUCAGCUCUACCGGCGCUCGGAGGAGGGGGGGUGGGCGAGAGUCUGACCUCUGACCUCUGAGGAUGGGGUGAGAGUCUGACCUAUGUGACCCACUGACACCCAGCCAAAGGCCUUUGAGCGUUACAGUAGAAGCUCCUUUACACUGAUCUGAAAGC